CAAACACCGACGUAUCGCGACGAACGCACAAACUGUCUGGUGACCGAGUCACGUUCGUGUCCCAUAGAUGAUUUAUGCGAAGGACUGACUCGCAGGAUUCUCGGUGAUGUUGGCCGGGCAGUUAUGCGGCAGGCAGGCAGGCGUGAAAUGAAGCUUCGAAUUCGAGAAGCGCGGUGGUGGUGUUCGACUUACUCGGUGGACACAGUAGUUGUAGGAGGGCUCGAAGCGAACGUCCGAGUUUCUUUAUGGAGCAAUCUGAGACCGCAGAGACGAACGUUCCAGUUUCGAGAGGACGUCCAUCAAAGGGUUCCAAAUAAUUACCGCCUGCGCAGCUCCGAAAAGCCCAGGGCUUACGAUGAGUGGAGAAACUUGCGAGACAGUCGACGCCAAUGGAAAGAUCAUCCUCUAAUGUAUUUACACGGGGUGGAGAGGGAUGUCCAUGGGGUGAAAGAUUUGUCACCCUGGACACUUUCGCGCUGCACGAGAGCCCCGAAGUACACGGUCGAAAGAGCCGAUUGUCAUCAGGAAAAUCUUACGCUCAUGCCGGACACCAAGGAAAUGAGAAUGGAAGUUAUUAUGUUACGGAACAGAGGGAGGCGCUUUGACGGCCUACCGUUGUUAAAGUUAUCUGCGAGCGAAAAGAAUGUUACGUCUAAAUUACGUUACAUUCGUGGUACCCACGAAUUACACCUCGCGAUUCUUACGUUUUACGUUGAAAGGGUUUCCAAUGCAUUUUCACGUACUACACGUGCGUACGCUUUGUCACUAAACCCCGCAAUGACCUCCAUGAAAAUAUUCGACUUUGUGUCUUGCACGACCAGAGAAGCGAAU
This is a messenger RNA of Heterotrigona itama, 831 nucleotides long. The record is from the annotation of a GenBank genome assembly. NCBI's taxonomy places the organism in Eukaryota, Metazoa, Arthropoda, Insecta, Hymenoptera, Apidae.